AUGUUGAAAUUACGCCAAUUACAAAGGAAAAAGCAAAAGGAGAAUGAGAAUAGCACUGCUGUUCACUCUCACUUAUCGGCAGCCAGAAUUCGUUUGAAGAGGGAUCUUGAUUCGUUGGACCUCCCACCCACAGUGAAGUUGGACGUAAUAACAUCACCAGAUAGCACGAAUAGAACACAUUCACCAAAAUUGGAAAUAACUGUAAAUCCUGAUGAAGGAUAUUAUACCCAUGGAUCUAUUAAUUUCAGUUUGGAUUUCAAUGAGGUUUAUCCAAUUGAACCACCAAAAGUUGCUUGUUUGAAGAGAAUUUUUCAUCCGAAUAUUGACUUUAAGGGGAACGUUUGUCUAAAUAUACUCCGAGAAGAUUGGUCACCAGCUCUGGAUUUGCAGAGUAUUGUUACUGGGCUUCUUUUCUUAUUCCUGGAGCCUAAUCCUAAUGAUCCCCUAAAUAAAGAUGCAGCAAAGUUACUCUGUCAAGAUGAAAAAGAAUUUGCAGAAGCUGUAAGAUCAACCAUGUCUGGAGGUUCUAUUAACCAUGUUAAGUAUGAUGACAUAAUUUCUCGUGAAAUUAAGCGUAGUAUAACUUAA
Molecule: messenger RNA, 588 nt
Organism: Saccharomyces mikatae IFO 1815
Lineage: Eukaryota; Fungi; Ascomycota; Saccharomycetes; Saccharomycetales; Saccharomycetaceae
Gene: UBC12
Product: NEDD8-conjugating protein UBC12
Exons: 2
Coding region: 1-588 (195 amino acids)
Source: RefSeq, a predicted model, not a curated record